Malaya genurostris is the source of this 11693-nucleotide messenger RNA. RefSeq names its product signal transducer and transcription activator (gene Stat92E). Lineage: Eukaryota; Metazoa; Arthropoda; Insecta; Diptera; Culicidae. The transcript is spliced from 9 exons. Gene Ontology annotation, molecular function: DNA-binding transcription factor activity, RNA polymerase II-specific; RNA polymerase II cis-regulatory region sequence-specific DNA binding. Bases 995 to 3679 code for a protein of 894 amino acids. Gene Ontology annotation, biological process: regulation of cell population proliferation; cell surface receptor signaling pathway via JAK-STAT; defense response. The record is from RefSeq and is a predicted model, not a curated record.
GUUGACGAGUUCGGUCGCAAACAUUUGCCGUUGCCUGCCUAGUUCUCUCGGUUGGUGUGCGUUCACAUUUCUUGGCUCCUUUCGUCUCCCCCGUCUCACCAGUGAAAAACCCGGUUGCCCGGGGCAAACUGGGAAACGUCGUCGGUAAAUUUGUUAUCCAAUUUUGGCAAAGUGGAGAAGGUCGAUGGGUUCAACGGUGCCAGACAGGUUUGCGAGUAAAAAUAACCACGAUUAUUAGUCGGCAUUCAGUUUCAGCCGGUCGGUCGGUUGAUAUAAGCACGGGUCGGCGAAUCGACGAACAAAUUACGGUUCAAAGUGGUACCGACGGACGGUGCAAAAUUAAUUAAUCGUCGUGCACGGCCAACGGUGGUGAAGUGGUGUUGUUUGCAUGUUUUACGAGGUGUGUUUUAUGUCGUCGUCGUCGUCGUCGCGCGUCGUUCACUCGUUCACGGCCAGAAGGUUCUGCUGUGGUCCUGUUCAAAUGAAAUUCUGUUCCUAAACGUGAUGUAGUUUAUGGAUAUUAAGGUGGCUCCGUUAGCGAAUUUCUCUUGGGACUUUUAGUGCACACUUUUUUUUCGUUACUUCUGCCAAGUGAAGGUGCUCCAAGUUGAUGUUGUUGAGAACGUGACGACUUGACAAUUGCUACAAGUUAUUUGAAGUGUUGGUUUGAGCUGUGAUUAAAUUUACAUAAAACUGAUUCGUGAGAGGCCGUUCAGAAAGGAAACGGGGUGACUUUUCACUGGUGUCCUACGCAUGCAUUCGGCUGCAUCGACUUCGAACAGGGGAAAGAAAGUUGUUAGCAUGCAAGAGUGCUCGGACCGCUUUUUCUGAGGAGUGUGGGCAACAGUGAGAGAAAAAAAAAAUCCUACCAACAAAAACAGUCCUGACCGUUAUCGGCCCCCCACCCAACCAGUGCGCGGAGUAGCUACAGGACUCAACAGGCGUGCGUGCCACCAGGAGCCUCGUCGGGCUCGUUUCACGCUGAAUUAAAACGAUGUCGCUGUGGGCACGCGUCCAGCAGCUGCCACAGCCCGUUCUCGAGCAGAUUCGAUACAUCUACGGUAACAACUUUCCGAUCGAGGUACGCCACUAUCUGGCAGAAUGGAUCGAGGAACGAUUGCUAAAUGCUCCGACAUACCAGCAUGAUCAGGAAGGUAGCUGCGAGCAGGAUGCGGCCUCAUUUCUCAAUCAGCUAAUCAACGAACUGGAACGAACGGCUAUCAAUCUGCCGGAGGACAACGUGACCGGGCGCAUCCGCUUGAACGAAUCGGCCCGCAACUUCCGUCAACUGUUUUCACACAACCCGUCCCAGCUGUACUUACACCUGAUCAACUGUCUGCAACGGGAACGGCAGUGCAUAGCCUACCCGGAGGAAUGCGUCAACGUGCAGGAUCCCGAGAUAAUCGAUGUCAUCAAUGGGUUGCAGGAUUUGCAGCGGAUGGUGCUGGAGAAUGGCAACGAUAAUCGGAAUUUAGUGAAAGAUUACGAACAUCUGCUGCUGGAAAUUCACGAAAUCACCAAAAACAAAGCCCAAAUGGAAACGAUAGAGAACCUGCAGCUCCGAGAGCACGCCAGGACUACGCUGGCCCAGCAGGAACGACAGGUGACCGAAAUGGUCAACCACAUCACCGGCAAUCGGCUCAAUCUGGUGAACAAAUUUCGUUCCACGAUUCAGGUGACGUCGCGGGUGCAGGACAAGGUUCUGCACAAGUACCUGACCCAGUGGAAAAUCAAUCAAGGUUUCGCUGGCAACGGGGCGUCCGGAAUGAGUGCCAGCAAUCUGGACACCAUCCAGGCGUGGUGUGAAAGUUUAGCGGAAAUUAUCUGGAACACAAAGGAUCAGAUCCGGCUAGCGAUGAAGAACAAGUCCAAGCUCAAUAUCGAGGAGAACAAUCUGCCCGACUACCUGCCCCAGCUGCUCGUGGAAGUGACCAAUUUGCUGAAAACGCUCAUUACGACCACGUUCAUCAUCGAGAAGCAACCCCCGCAGGUGAUGAAAACCAACACCCGGUUUGCGUCCACGGUGCGGCUUCUGAUCGGUAACACACUCAACAUCCGGAUGAGCAAUCCGUUGGUGCGCGUUUCAAUCAUUUCAGGUACGAGCUAUGAUGCUAAAGCACAGGCACAGGCCACGCAGCAGUCCAACAAAGCGUCGGAGCAGUCGUGCGGGGAAAUAAUGAACAAUACAGGAAACUUAGAGUACAAUGAAACUACAAAGCAGUUAUCGGUUAGUUUUAGAAAUAUGCAACUGAAGAAAAUCAAACGAGCAGAGAAGAAAGGCACGGAAAGUGUGAUGGAUGAAAAGUUUGCCCUGCUAUUCCAGUCCAGUUUCGCCGUUGGCCAUGGUGAUUUAGUCUUCUCGGUCUGGACGAUCUCACUUCCGGUGGUCGUGAUUGUGCACGGCAAUCAGGAACCGCAGUCGUGGGCCACCAUCACCUGGGACAAUGCAUUCGCCGAUAUCAAUCGGGUACCGUUCCACGUGCCGGAUAAGGUCUCGUGGAAUCUGCUGGCGGAAGCACUGAACACAAAGUUCCGCGCCUCGACCGGCCGACCGAUGACACCCGAAAAUAUGCACUUCCUGUGUGAGAAGGCAUUCCGGGCGAGUUUGCAGUAUCCGGUGUCGAACGAUCUGACGAUCACGUGGUCCCAGUUCUGUAAGGAACCGCUACCCGACCGGACGUUCACCUUCUGGGAGUGGUUCUACGCGGCCAUGAAAGUAACCCGGGAACAUUUGCGGGGACCGUGGAACGAUGGUAGCAUAGUCGGGUUCAUCCACAAAUCCAAGGCGGAAGAUUAUCUGCUCAAGUGUGCGAGGGGAACGUUUCUGCUUCGAUUCUCGGAUAGUGAAUUGGGUGGCAUUACGAUUGCCUGGGUAAACGAGAGCAACGACGGACAGCCGCAGAUUCUACACAUUCAGCCAUUCACAGCGAAAGACUUUGCCACUCGGUCACUGUCGGAUCGCAUACGUGACUUCGAGGACCUGUUCUAUCUGUACCCGAACAAACCGAAGAACGAGGCGUUCGAUCGGUACACGACACCACCCGGACAGCCCCGCAACCGCAAUUAUAUCCCCUCGGAAGUGCGGGCCGUGCUGGUGCCCGGACCGAACAACAACAACGCCAUCAGCUAUCCAAAUACGCCCAACUCGUACAACCACCUGCAGUCGCCCGAUACUUCACGAGAUACCCCCACCAGCGGGGUGACCGAUGUGACCUACCGCGAACGGAGUGUACCCCGGCCGAACGUUCUUGAGGGGUUCCGCUACGGAAUGAUUGAGUCAGCGAACACAAACGUGGGCAGCCCGGUGAGCAGCGGGGGCACUGUCUAUGCCUGUAUCGGAUCGCCUGCCUUCUCGGACACCUCUUCGCAGGGGUCGGCCAAGAAAUUUCCACGCGUCACGAGUCCUUUGCAGACGGUUCCUGCCAGUGUGGAACAGUUCAACGGUAGUGGCGCGGUCGUCGGCGGCGUCGUUGAAUCCAGUAACGAUGACCAACCAAUGAGAGACAGUAACAGCAGCAGCUCGCUAACGAUGCGCACCUCGGCCAACGAUGAAACUAUUCAGAGGUUGGUCGAAAGCAUGCUGUCCGAUUACCAGGGAGGUCCCGUAGACGAUGAUUCCAUCGAUCAGUUGAACAGCAAUCUAUUCAAUGGUGGCAAUGGAAGCUCCGACGAUCAGUGAGAUCUAGAUGUGUGCUUGUGUGUGAGUGUUUGUUGUGUUUAGCAGACCUCGCUGCCGCGGUGCAAGAGAGCUUUCUCUUGAAUUGCCGGGGCGUCAAGUGGUUGCAUUGGAAACGAACCUGACAGGCAGUUGUUUAUUUUGUAGGUUAAUUUGUCAAACCUCGUUAGUUUUGCUAACUUUGAAACUUGCUGUUCGAGUUUUUUGCUGUAAUUAGCUCAGUCGAUGAAACUGAGAAGCGAUUUGACUAUUGAUAAAACGUGUAUGCUUGUUUAUGGUCUCCAUAGAAUAGAAGCCUAACAAAUCUCGAUUUUCGAUACAACUUCGAAACACCCCUGCUGGAAUCCAGAUAAUUUACGUGGAAUCCUCAACAGUGUUGUAUUUUCCUAACCGAGAAGUGUGAUAUUUUUUGUUGACGUAGGAUUACGUUAAAACCAAACAUACUGAAGCUAGCAAGCUGACCCAUCGUGAACUGAAAAAAAAAUAUGCACCACUUGUCCCGCUUAAGAGCUGAUUGUAACUUGUGUAUUUAUUAUUUUCUAAGAUUGCUGGACACACCGCACCAAAUCGGAUUUAUCAAAUCGCAAAAUUUCUUAAAGCCAUAUAACUGUGAUGUAUGAAAAAUUUACUGAAAUUGAAACAACCAACACAAGAAAGCGGGUCCUAAAAACAACACUGGCCCCUCUAUCCGUCUGUUGCCUCUCGGAAGGCAAUCGGUCCUAUCGAACGGAUUAGUGAAUUGAAGUGUUAUUAAUAUACAUAGGUUAGUGAUUAUUUUCUUUUGUUCCUUUGUUUUUGCUGUGCAUUGAACUCAAUAAAAGAUACUAUUAUUUGAACAUCCUUUAGUUUUGUUCUUGCUGUUAAGUACGUAGAUAAUUUGAGUUUGUUUCUUGUUUUGUUUUCUGCUACCAAUUUGCACCACUGUUGUUAACCGCUGUCGAAGUUAUCAAUUCAGGUAAUUACAACAAAAGGCGGGUUGGUAAUGUCAGAGACACAACUGGAGGUAUGGAGGACAUUAAUACGAAUAAAAUUGAAAUGCUUAUUUCACACUUCUUUCACACUUCCGACUAUCAAUAAUCGUUCGUAUUCUACUGAGGUCGUUUUUACGCGGGGAAUACGUACCGCGUAACUUUUAACAUCUGCAAAAACAACCCGCGUGAUUUCGAAAAUCGGCGUAGAAAAAAAGGUGCAAAACUGAAGAAUUUGUUUUGAUGCCAAAUGUCUUAGAAAUGCAUGAGUUGACUUAAAAAAAAUCGGGAUAACACCAGAUCUCGACGUUUCAUGCAUCUCUAAUACUAAACAAGAAUACCGGAAACGUUGAAAAUUCGCCUAGAAAAACCGCGUAAAUUCAGAAGCCGCUUGAAAAAACCGCAUUAAAAAAGUCAAGUAGAAAAUAACAAUUUUGUAACCUAUUCUUUUCGUAGAUUUACAAACUUAGUGCAGGAACACUUGAAUUAGGACCAGAAUUUCAGAGCUGGCUCAGAGCUCUUGUUCAGUAGUACUUGACCUGAAUUCGGAACUUUGAACCUGAAUUCCGGACUAGGAAAUGAAUUGUAGCUCUGGAAUUAGGACCAUACCUGAAUUCUGGACUUGAGCUUUGACAAGUAGACUUCGAUUCGGGAUCGAUAUUCUGGGCCUGGUUUCGCGACUUCAACUUUGACCGGGAUCCUAGAGCUGAGGCCUAAAUUUGAAUCUAGAUUCUAAACCUGAAUUGAUGACUUGAAUUUUGAUCGACAGCUUCAACUACUUGAGACUUUAGUAAAAUGGCGGACCUUUGACCGUUUGUAACUUAUACCAUUCCAGAAUUGAUGUCGCAUAGUGACAAGAAGCCAAAUCAGGCCAAAACUGAACUGGAGAACCGUGGCUUCUGGUAGAAGGUACCAACCGCUUUCUACAGACAUAUUUUCACUGACACAUUCUUAUUAUAGGCAUAUGACCUGUCAAAUCACAUACGUCUUUGUGAAUUCUGAGGCUCGUUCGUUGUUCGGAAAUGCUUGGUAACGACGUAGGACAUUGUGUAUGCCUACGUCAACAGUUCGAAAAACUUCAUAGGGUAUUCUGUUGGGUUUUCUUUUAAAUUCUGCUAAUAACUGAUAAAGAAUUGAUUGAAAAAUAAAGAGGAACGCACGAUUGAAAUAUGUCCUGGAUGAACGUCAGUCUAUUUUGUUUUAUUUUUUGUCGAACUGUUUUGGACAGAUAGGUUUCACUUCAAUACCAGAUCUCGUUGCGUACAAAAUCCUCAGAUCUGACCAGUCCGUUAUCUCGUUAGAAUUUAUGCUUUCACCGCGAAAAUUUCUCCUCCAAUGGCUUGACUUCCCGUCCGUAGAGGGCAUGUUGCAAUUAUAAUAUCACAAAAGACAACGAUAACCGCUAGAGCAGAAGAAACUGUAGGACAUCAGAUUGAUGUUAUUCUAUUCGUUUUCCCGUCAAACAGGGCGUCAAGUGAGCCCGAAUGUUUCCUAUUAUAGUGAAUGAUAUUGUGGCAGAUUUUCGCUGUCCAUAGAGGACAAUUUUUUUACUGUUAGAUAGAGAUUAGCUAUUGGUAAGGAUAAGUGAUAACAUUUCUGUUUGCUCAAGGCUCGAACAAAACAAUGGAAUCUAAAUGUGAUGUAUAGUGUGUAAGUCUAUAAAAUCAAGAAACAUAUUGUUCUAUUCUGAUCUGUCUAGCAACUAUUUCUUUUGAAUCGAUGUUGGAAAAAAACAAGCAAAUUAUAAUUGUUAUCUACUUCCCAUGUAGGAAAAUUAAAAAUAUAUGCGAUUACAAAUCGUCAGUAAGUUUAUCCUAUCUUAGGAUGGCGAAUAAGUGGAGACGAAGGACAAUUGCAGGAGACGUCAAAGCAAGAUUAGUCGAAUGGCACUUGUAUUGUUUAUUUGAUUGUAUAUAGUUUCACAAUUUCAAUUUGAUUGUAGUGACAUUUCUACUGUAUUUCGUUUGCAUGUAUACUGUUAAAUACGAGUUGAACAAUUGUAUGUAAAUUGUGACUUUGAACACAGCUCGUUUUGAGUGUAUUUUACUUGCAUUUUCCUACCUCAGAGAACAAAGAGCAGAAUUUCUCAAUAUCAAGAGUUCCGCUUAGAAAGCUUCUAGGAAGUUAUCUAACAGAACUCCGAUAUUGGGUAGAAAGUAUUGAAAAUUGCCUAAUUUUUUGGUUCAGUGUACCCGAUGUCUACACGGUUAAAUAAAACAACUUUAAAAUAAAACGUUAAUUCAAAGAGGUAUAAAAUACUUUUGAUUUCCUUUUGAGUAGGAUUUUUAAUAUCAAAUCUUCAUCAGUAUAAGUUUAGAACAUAAAUCAUUUAAUAUUUGGACGCCAAAAAAAAAAAGAAUUAUUUGAUUUGAAUUAUUAUUAAACAAACAGAAUCUGUCAUUGGCUCAUUUGAAAUGUUGACGUCGAGCUUCCAAUGCUGUCAAAAUACCUACACGGAACCGCAAAACAACCGAAUUUAAAGUACAUUCCACCCAAUUUGGGGGUUCCGUUCAAUAACCUAAUUUUAGUUAACGCAAGCCACGUGCAAAAAAAACUUAGAGAUGAGUUAUAUUUACUCUACAGUUGAGUCGUAUUGACUCAAUUUUAGGUUGAUACGGUUUACUCAAUUUUAGCCUAUUGAACAAAACUCUCGCUGUUGAGUGGUUUUGCUCUAUGUAUUUAGACAACAAUGGCAGGAGCGAGUGAAAGAAAAGAUUCAAAAGAACUGAAAAUUAAGUAAAAUGAAGUCAAAUGAUAGGUAUUUUUUAUUUUUAAAUUAGAAUUUCCAUCGAUGUAUUUAAAUGUUUCGCUUGAGUUGCCUCUGUGCUAAAAUAAUAAUAUAUUUGGUAGUUGAUUCCACACAGUAGUUGAAUAAACCUUGAAUUUCGUUUACAGAAUUUGAUUACAUAGCCUCAAUAUCUGAAUAUAGUUUAGUGUUAAAGAAGUUUACGGUUUCCCACUUGUACGCGGCGGGCAAAUUUCCCCCCAGACGGCUGGCUAUGUCUGCCAGCCAUUUUUGCAACAAUGCAACAACCGUUUCCGGCAGAGAAUUUCGCCUAGCGAUUAUUCACGGUUCUGUUUCUGUCGGAUUCUUGCCAUACAAGAUUGACAGAACCGUUUUGAAUCGAUUCUACGUUUUUAGCGUCUUGGUUUUAUUUUUUCAAUAAAAAGUACAAUAAGCACAGCAAUAAGAGUUAUUGCCCUUCAUAUAUACUAAUUAUGAAAAAUGUUAUUGCCAAUAACACUGCUUUCUCACUACCAAACAUACCCAUAUUCCAAUUAAAUCCUUAAGAUUCGUUUUUUGUAUGUACAUGCGGGAUUGACGAAUAUAAAAUGAAGUUGAAUAAAAAAAAAAAAGAAAAAAGAAAUAAGAGAGAAAUGAUCAAGAAAGGAAGGCGAGAUAAUGACGCAAUUUCGCCUGGACAAUUUUGACAGCAACCGGAAUGCAGUCAGCCUUUUGACGGUUGUUAGAAUUCCUCACAAGCGGGUUACUUUUCACGCAAAAGUUUUACGAAUGCGAAAGUUUCAAUCAUUCCGAUAGAUUGUUUAAGGAAAUAUUUCAUUGUUUGUGAUUAGAAUAAAUGAAAGAGGAAACAUUUCAAGACCUGCUAGUGUCAAGAGAUUCUAGAUCCGACAACUAGGAGCGCUACAGUAAAAUAAACACUGUGUCCCGAUAUUAAAUGACUCUUGCUUUAUAUACUACGAUAUUAUGGCUAAAUGGAAGUUAAAUUUCUGUAUCUUGUGUAGUUUGAUUGAACGGAUUUUAUUUUGCUUAGUAGUGAUAGGAAUAAUAGUUCAGUAAAGUUUGUAUGCAAGUAUUCAAACUAGCAUUAUUUAGUAAAAAGUGUUCAUAUUUUUUACAGCUCAGUUUUGUGUAGAAUUUAAUUUUUAAUUUUGAUUUUGGAGUGCCUAGUAACAAAGUAGUUUGCAUUAACCUUAAGCUUAAACAAUAGAAUCUUACUAACUAAAGCACCAACUCCCUCACUUCUUCCCGUCUACCCAUUUACCUUGGACAACAACCACCCAACGAUUAUAAGAACAUCAUAUUUGGUUUUCUCUGUUUCUGAUUUGUUUUCUGUCUCCUAAAUAUUACAUACUUUAUUUUUGGAACCGUAAUCUCACUCAUACAACUCACACAUCCAUCGCAUUCGGCCGGACACAGAUACAACCUGGAAACCGAUCAGGUAAACCAUUUGCCGUAUCAACCGCUGGCCGAUCUGGAGCUGGAGAACAUCGAUAUGUUUGCGUCGUCGUACACCUGAGCGCCACCUCCCUUCCUGGGAUCGACGAAAACCCACAGGCCGUAGCCUCAUCAAUCGCUGGAACGAAAAUCAAACAUUACCUGUUUCUUCUACCUUUUUUAUAGAUACACAGUAGUUUUUAUGUCCUGUUAGUUAGUAUCGCCUCCUGGACCGUCUAACUGUAUGUUGUGCCUUAUUUUUUUUUUCUUAGAGUUAUUCUUUCUUUCCGAGCCGACUCAUUUCGUUCGUUGACACAGCCCUUUUUUAUUACUGUUUGGAAGGAUCGUGGAUGGUGUUGCAAGCCCGAUACUGGAAGCAUGUAGAUGUUACGUUAUAAUCGUUAUUUUUUAAGACCUGAUAGUGACCGUGUAGUUUCCAUUUCUUCUACACCCGAGAAACAAAAGUGUAAAUCCGAUAAUGUUAGUUCAUAACAUAUGCAUUCGAUUGUGUGUAAACUGAGGGUAAUUAGAUGUUACGAUUUGUGUUAACUUACUGGUUACGUAUUUUCUUUUUCGUAUAGUUUAUUACUUUUACUUUUUUUUUGUGCCGAAUAAUAAAUGUUUGAUUGCAGAAAUGAGAGCGGUCUAGAGUAGUAAAGAAAUGAUAGAACGAAAGUGACAGCCUAAGUCAUACAUGAGCCAAAUGAGUCGACGAGUGUCCACGGUGGUAAAUACAGCAUAACAAAAUAGUAUAUCGUGAUUGUUGGUGGAGAUAACGCUAGGUCAGUAAGGCAACGCUAUUCAGCUUGCCAGCAUCUUUUUCGAAUAACUGGUGUAUAACAAGCCGAUGUGUGGAAUUAUUUUAAGCAUUGCAAUCCCUACAACAACGAAGAAACGAAACAAAUUCAUUCAUCGAAUAGCGAAAAUGAAAAAAAAAAUACAAACAUGUCAAUACUAUGGCUCGUGCAAGGAUAAUUUUCAGUAACUGAAAAAGGUGUGCAAUGUGUCGUUAAAAACAAAAAAAAAUCUAAAACAUUUAUUUAAAACAAAAUACUUUUGAGGUUUCUCCGUGUUUCUAACGCUAAACGUUUGACGUGCGCCGGCCAAUGUCGGCUCACAUCCCGAUGACACGGAACGAAAACGAUCAGAUUUUUCCGAUAUUUAUUUGUGCUACAUAUAGAGUGCGUGUUACACCAUUUCUGAUCUGAACGUCGAUUGUUGUGCUAGAGCAAGCACCAACAGGAACAGGAAAAAUGUCUUUUACCGUAAUAUGUGUCUUAAUGAUGUAGGAAAAUGUACGCCCCAUCCCACUAAGAAUUUAUCACGAGCUGUAAUGGUAAUGAAUAAUACAACGAGACCAGAAAUAAGCUUUGCUGUAAUCAUCGUUCUACGUACAUUUUUAAAUCAAAACGAGUGAGAUGGAUGUUCUGUGUGAACUUUUUUAUCUUAUAUGGAAAGGAAAAAAAAUAAAAGUACGAAUUUUAGCUAUUCUAAGAAUAGUGCCAUAAACAGUAUCUGCUGGUUUGUUUGACACACAGAUUGAAACUAAAGCUUAUAUGUACAAAAAAACCUAUACUCGAUAAAAAUAUCACACGUCUUUGAAUCAAUGUGCUUUACAAACUUUAGUAUCAUACCAACGCAAUGGUUCUAAUUUUUUACACAUAGUACUCAAUUUCAAGGAAGAUAGCUAGGCCAAAUUAUUGCAACGCAAGAAUUUUAAAGAUGUUUGGAAAGAGAUUUUUUAAAUACCUAUUUUGAUUGAAUCUAUCUUAGCAGCAGAGAAUGGAUAUUUUUCCCAUGACAGAAAGCUGUUAAACCUUUAAAAAAAUACAUAUUUACCCUGCGCAGAAUUAUAUCGGUUUCAUAAACGACGUAGAUAAAGAUAUGAACCAACUAUCCGGCAGUUUGAGAAAUCACAACUGUCGGUGCUGUUGGAAAGAAAAAAAUAAACAGGAGCAAGUUGACUUAAGACAUUUAGAAGUAAAGAAUUUAUAAAAGAAACAGUCAAUUGAAAGUUGGUUGACCCCAAAGUAUUUCACUGAAAGCAGGAACAUUUUACGCGUUAUUACAAGCGAUUACAAAUUGCAUAUAUCAGUAAAAGACGAUGAAACAAUUUGAUCACUAAACUACUUUAUCAAGCAUAAAGAACAAAACAUAGUUAUUAUACUCACACAAAAAGUUUACAGUCGAAGUAUACCAAUCCGAGCAUAUAACCAUAUAAAACCUGUUUGAUUAUGAAAAAAAAAAACAAAUAUUAACAAAGGCUAGUAUCAGUCAGCGAAUGCUACAAAUAUUUAUGAAUCGCACCGUAUAGCAGGUAACAACGAUUCGAGUCUAUAUAUAAAUAUUUAUCCUAACAGUGAAGAACAUUUGCAAACAAACAGUCAAAUAGAAUCAAUAUACGUCCAAAGAAAUCCUUUAAUAUACAACAGAGAUAACCCUAGUAAUUGAGGAGCACAUUGGGGCACAUACAAAUACAGAGACUUUGCGAUACGUCACGAUGCCUUUUAGAAUUGAAACUGAAACCAAAAUGCGUAGUACGUCCGUGUGAUAAGCAGCACAGCACAGGUUGGAGUCGGCACUAGGGGGAUAGGCCGCAGUCGUCCCCAUGCUGCCGAGAUUUGUGACCGACGAACGAAGCAACGCAUACCCGCAGACACAGACAAACAGACCGUAGAAGUACAGAACUAAGCGAUAAUUAUUAUUAGAUGUUGUUGACACAAAAGAUAUACAUAAAGUAAUUGAAAACAAGAAAAUAUUUCAAGCAAAAUAAUUGAAAAGUGGAUAGAUCUUCGGAAGGAAAAAUAAUAUCGCGUGCAAAAUGUAAGAUUAUAUGUAUUGUGCUUAAAAAGUAAAAUCUUUAAAGAAA